Molecule: messenger RNA, 4471 nt
Organism: Hylaeus volcanicus
Lineage: Eukaryota; Metazoa; Arthropoda; Insecta; Hymenoptera; Colletidae
Exons: 13
Coding region: 121-4179 (1352 amino acids)
Biological process (GO): presynaptic dense core vesicle exocytosis; neuromuscular junction development; synaptic vesicle priming
Cellular component (GO): plasma membrane; presynaptic membrane; presynaptic active zone cytoplasmic component
Molecular function (GO): syntaxin-1 binding; calmodulin binding; diacylglycerol binding
Source: RefSeq, a predicted model, not a curated record
GGCGUGUCUCGUUAUAUAGCUGCAUCACUUUCCUACGGAUCUCCACGACGCGUCAAGUGCCGCUCGGCCAAUUAAGCGAAACUUUCAGCGUUAAGCCGAUCUACCCGAAGAUCUUCGAACAUGUCGCUGCUCGGCGUCACGGUGAAGAAGGCGCGGUUCGUCUGCGAGGAAGCGGAACAGUUCAACUCCUACGUAACGCUGAAGCUGCAGAACGUGAAGUCAACGACAGUCGCUGUGAAAGGGGCCAAUCCAUGCUGGGAGCAAGAUUUUCUCUUCGAAACGAACGACAUGAACACGGGCCUCCUGGCCGAGGUCUGGUCCAAGGGUUUCCUAUGGGAUCGUUUCCUGGGCUACUACUACGUCCCAUUAUCAGAAGUGUCCUGCAUGAACGAGGAGGGUUCCGGACAAUGGGUCAGUCUAGAUUUCGAGCUCGAAGUGAAAGGUGCCGAAAUCAUCGGCACAAAAAAGCCAACCGGGCACUCCCUUCUCAUAGAUUGCCGUUUGGAGCUCCCUUUCGACCCUAAGAACACGGAGACGGCGGAUCUGCAGAGGAAGCUGGAAAUGCUGAACAACAUGAUGGACCAGGAAGCACGAGUCGAACAGGCACGACGACAGAUAUUGUACAAUAUAGGCCACUCGGGCUACUCGGAGGACUCAGACUACACGUCGGAUUUGAAUUAUCCAGUAGGCGGACAAGGCGCGAACAGCUCGGCUUCGCAAUUUCGUACCGCUGCAAACCAGUUGGCCACCCCUCAAAGAUCUCUCGAGACCUCGAGAGAAAAUAGCUACGAGAGGGAUGAUCAUCAGAUUCCAGCCACAGUUGGAAGCAGACUAGCUCCGAGUAAUUACGGAAGUUACGGUGGAUCAGGCCAUAGUCCACGUUACGAUGAACCGUACCCCGAAGAAGGUCCACCGCAAAGGUAUUCUCAGUCUCAGCACGCUUCAGAACCUUCCGAGCCACUCUUCUACAAUAGUAGACCAAGACACUAUAAGGAAUACAGACGACGGAAGCACACGUGGGAUUACGAGGACAGCCAAGACGGCUGGUACAGCGAGGGUUACGACUACCAUGGCACAAGAGUCGACGAAACAAGGAUCUACAGCGACACGGAGUACUAUCCUAGCACCACGACGGGCUCCUCUAGACGAAGAGGUCCUCAUAGACGGCCAUCGUUGGAAAGGCAGAUGACUUUAUACGACGAUCACUCUUAUUACGCCGAUGACUACUGUAGCGACGGGAGAGUCGGGAAAAUGAGUGCCACGUAUCCAGAAUGCCAGACGGAUAUCAGAUACAAUGAGUACUACGAUAGCAUCACGGGAUACACUUAUCAAGAUGAAAGGUACGGUCAAGACGACGAGGACAGACAGUGGGACAGCGGAGGGAAGUGGUAUUUAGGAACAAGUACCUAUUAUGAGAACAAACGGAAUAGAAAAACGCUUCCACAGAGGCCUGCAUCUAGCAUCGGUAUUCAUCGACCAGAUUAUAGACCAACGGUCAUCAGACAACGCAGUUACGAAUCUGAUGAACUCAAUUACAGUGGCCAUAGUACCCGUCGUCGAAAACCACUCCAACCUCAACAACGACCGACGUCCCGACAGGAAGGGACGGGAAAGAAACUACCUCCGACACCAACAAAACCCAGCAACAUUAUUAUCAGUCGUAAGCUUGCCUCCUUACCUGCCACGCCGAGCAGGCAACUGCCAAAGACACGAACGCCCUCCGAGGAGAGCUACUACAAGUCUGAAUACAACGAGGACUAUAAUUACGCUUAUCGCAGCCAAGACAACUUACCUCAGGACACCUACAUUGACAGCAUAUACAGCGCCGAUCAGGGUGGUUACGAUCAGAUUCGCGCCCCGGUGAAGGCCCAGUACCCCGAAGAAACCCAAUACGGGUCCAGCUACACGCCUCAAAUCGCCGAUCAGUACGGUCGCUCGUAUCAAGAGCCACCCACGCAGGAUCCCUACGAUCAAACGUACUUGCAGAACUCGUACAAGGACGAGUACCAAACGCCUUACGUUCAACAGAACGCGCAAGUUUAUCAGGAAACGUAUCAGGAGAUGACAUAUCCGAACGCCAGUCAGCCGAACGAUCAGUACACUAGCCAACCCAGCGAUCAGUAUAGGAAAACUAGUAACGAAGAUAAUUAUCCGAUUAUGGGCUACGAGCAGAACAACGUCCACGAGGACAGGAAGACGACGCCCGCUUACCAGAAGGACGCGUACCAAGAGCAAUACGGUGAUUACGAGGUGCCUGUGCCGUCGAGCGUAUACGACCAAAACAACGUGACGAAUACAUACAAUCAGUAUCAACCAGAGCAAUACGAUUCACAGUACAAUAUAAAUACGUCGACGGAUUAUCAGAAAACUUAUCCGGACGCGUACAAUCAGGGCACGUACACUCAGAACACGUAUAAACAGAGCACAUACAAUCAGGAACCUUACAGCGUGCAGGAGAGCUACGGUCAGCAGGACGCUUACAAUCAACAGGACACUUACGUUAAACGAGAUAGCUUCAGUCAACCGAACACUUAUGCCAAACGUGAUAGCUUCAGUCAACCGGACACUUAUGUCAAACGUGAUAGUUUCAGUGAACCGGACACUUACGUUAAACGUGAUAGCUUCAGUCAACCGGACACUUACGUUAAACGUAAUAGCUUCAGUCAACCGGACACUUACGUUAAACGUGAUAGCUUCAGUCAGCAGGAUACUUACAACCAACAGGAUACGUACAAUCAACAAGACACAUACAAACAACAAGACACAUACAAACAACAGGGCACAUACAAUGAACAAGACACUUACAUCCAACAGGAUACUUACAACCAACAAGAUACUUACAACCAACAAGAUACUUACAACCAACAGGAUGUUUACAAUCAACAAGAUGUAUACAACAAACAAGACACCUACAAUCAACAGGAUACCUAUAGCCAACAAGACACCUACAACCAACAGGAUACGUACAAUCAACAAGACACCUACAAUCAACAAGACACUUACAAUCAACAAGUACCGGUCACGUCGCAAAGCAAUUACGAGCAUGCGUAUGAGAAGCAGAAAGAUUACGUCGAUUACCAGCCACCGUACACCAAGGAGGAACCCAUCACUGCGCCGUACAAGAACGAUUACCAAGAUCAGUACCAGGACUAUCACGAUCAGUACGAGGAUUCGUAUCACGGCUCUUACCAAGGAUCGUUCGAAGAGAGGUACAAGGAAAGUCCAGUUGCCAGCACGGAAAGGAGACAGAGCGAAGUGCCGGAGUUGUCGGUGACCACGCCGAGAGGUCAGACGAGAACCAAUGGAUACCAGUCCACCGAGCCUGAGUACUUCUACGGUUCGCAGGAGAGUCAAGAGGUGUCGGCGGUAGGAUUAAUGAGACGGAAGAAACUCGAGAGGCACGAGCCUAGUCCGCUCGUGCAACAGAACACCGACUCCUUGGAGUCCAGAGACGACGAGCUGAAGGAGUCCAUCGACACCGUCGUGAGUUCGAUGAGCAGCAUUCAGCAGAAGAUAGGAAUCGAGUACUCGACAGCUGGUGACUCCAUCCCUGUUGCUCCUUCUUUGAUCGAGUCUCCACCGACCACGGUCCAGCCUGUGACGACAAUAGCGAACCACGUAACGUCCAAUCACGUCACGACCAGCAUGACGGUGACGGCGAUGGUUCACACCACUACCACGGCGAACGGGAAACGACUGGUCAGAACCGAGUCCUACCAGGAGGAGACCAUCGAAGACGAGGAGUACCCAGAGAUCAUUCCCAAGGAGCCGCAGAGGAAGGACUCCCAGCUGUCGCAUCAGAGCCAGCUCAGUCAGCACUCUUCUCAGCACAGCCAGCACUCACAGAAACCGAAACUCACCAGGGGAGAUUCCUACGCUUCCGAUCACUUCCCCGAAGAGUCCUACAGCAGAAGGGGUUCCUACGUUCAGCCGCCGAGGAAGGAUUCUUUCUCGUCGACCACGCAGGAACCUUUCAAACCACCUCUGACCAGGACGGACUCUUACCAGAAGAGAGGCAGCUAUGCACAGAACUUCAACGCCCCGCAACCUAUAUCCAGAGCUGAGAGCUAUCAGCGUGGAUACUUCAAGGACCAAGAGUCUAUAGAGGAGCCGGAGGUUGUUCUGAGCAACGUCAUCAACGAUGAUUACAAGAUCAGGGACGAGUCUCUCGAAAGGUAAUUGUUUGCGGUGUGAUUCUUCUAUGAGUAGCAAAUGUACUUCGUUGGAAUAUUGUUCUUUUUAUUCUUUGGUAGAGUGUGAAUCUGGGAAUUUAUUUAGAUUUAUUUAAACUGAAGGGUGCAAGUAGUUCAUUACAGAUUGUAAGAUGAUUUUGUAAUACAAAAGAUAUUUCUUUUCAUGAGAAAGAUAUUUAUCUUAUUGUUCUUCUUAUUUCUUGGUACAGCGUGAGUCAAUGGAUUUACUUAGAUUUAUUUCAAUUAAAGGGUGCAAGACAUUCAUUACAGAAUUUGAG